AUGAUGAACUUGGAUGGCAUAUACCACUGCAGCCUCCAGAAUAACGCAAUUGAGGUGAAAUUUGUACCUCACGCCGAUAGUCCGUUCCAUCCCCAAUGCCUUCGCAUCACGUUCCAUCGGACCAUUCGCGUCCCCGACAAUCGUAAGACAGUCAAACUACCACCCGAUCUAGGCACUUUCCCUCUAUUUGGAAUCCGUGAUUAUGCCCAUAAGCUUCCCCCAAAUAUGGUAGCUAAGGGCGGCUUGUUCCUGUCUAUGUACCAGAAAGAAGCUAUGUGGAUUGAUUUCAAAGCGGAUUGGCCUUUCAUGAUAAAAAUCUACGCUGGUGGCGUCAAUGUCGUCUCCGGCGAACAUGCCGCAGAGGAUAGUGGGACCAAAGAUCGCCGUCGACGGGCACUCUGGGGCACGAUUCAAGACUAUGUUGUGGCCCCUAAACAGCUUUGGCUCGACGGUAUUGCCACGUCUCCCGGUGUUGUAAGACAGUUUGUCGCCAUGCCAAUGGGACAAGGCUACAGUGUCGAGGCACAGCUUACUGGGGAAGAUACCAUCGGCGGCCUACAAUUUGAGAUCACGCCAUCGGCUCCCAGAAACGUCAUAAAGCUAUUCGUUCAGAUACUCCAUGGCAGAUCGUUUCCGAUCAUGUGUUCGCCCCCAUAUACGAUCAGUGCUAUUAAGAAUUCGAUAUACAAUAUAGAGGGAACCCCGCCUGACGACCAAUAUAUUAUUUUUGGUGGAACAACGCGUGAUGACCACGAAACACUUGUUGGGUGCGGUAUUCAACCGAAUUCCGUGGUUUAUAUGACGCCAAAUGUCCGUGGCGGCGGUCCAAACCCUCAUGCCACGCCUAUGCGUUUUCUUUCUAAGCGUUUUCGCUCUAUGGCCAUCGCGGCUGGAGGUAAAAUUGUUCAGGGCAUUGAAAAGGACGACCAAGACAAUUGUUGCUGGGUCGAGCACAUGACGAUGACGAUCCCGGUGCAGAUACUUAACAGCGCCGGCUUCCGAUCUGUCAUGGGGAGAGACCCGCCGCCCUCUCCCGUUAGCGCAGAGACUUAUGCUGCCGAGGGGCUUCCGUUUUUCGACCUGCCCGAGGAGCCCAGUACUAUUGCCGGGAACUUCGACGCGGUCAAAAGCGUCAAUGAAAUGGACCAAUCACACGGCAUCGCUACAACUAGCGACGCAUCGAUAAACCCAUGCCUCAUCAGCCUCAACAAGCGUGGGAGGCAGAUCACGGUCCCGAACCGUCAUAUUCUUCAAGUACGUGACCCGAACGCCUUGUUGGAUCCGGCGGGUCCGCUUCGUCCUUUUCGUACUGUCGCCGAGCUGGAAUAUGAACGAUAUGAAGGGAUUCCCUUGUCGGACUUGCUCCCGUAAUAUAUGUCACGGUAGUAACCAGCUGAGCGUCUAUAUAAGCGAUCUACUCAAGCUCGUUACACUCGCUCGUUUUACUCCUUUUAAUACAACCUACUAUAUUCCAACUAGAUCUAGGCACCACAUAACUAAGCACACUAAAUACGUGAUAAUAUACAAGCUUCGUAUUGUCUAGUAGCGGUGAUAUUAUUGCU
This is a messenger RNA of Daldinia loculata, 1562 nucleotides long. RefSeq lists its product as uncharacterized. Gene Ontology annotation, molecular function: protein binding. The transcript is spliced from 3 exons. Lineage: Eukaryota; Fungi; Ascomycota; Sordariomycetes; Xylariales; Hypoxylaceae. The record is from RefSeq and is a predicted model, not a curated record. The coding region runs from base 1 to 1371 and encodes 456 amino acids.